AUGCACAGUCGUGCUGAAUCAUGCUGUGGAUCCAGGAUAGAAGAGGCAGCUCGCAACAGUCAGCAGUGGCCACGGGACAGACUGCGAGGCGCGCCUGAGUCGGUAGGCAGCCUGCAGGACAUCCUGACGCAGGCGCAGCAGCCGCGCCAGCAGCAGCAGCAGCAGCAGCAGCAGCAGACGCAGCACCAGUCACGGAGCAGAGCGGAGGCGUGGACGCAGUCACCGGCAGCGCGGGAGCUCGGGGAGCCCCGGAGACAGCGGCCAGAGCCCGCGGCGCCUGGACAGGACAGGGUGGCGCCCUCCGCUGCGGACACUGUGGAGCGCCCCUACCAGUACCAGUACCAGUACCAGCCGCAGCACCAGCAGCGCGGCGGUCCGGUCAACAGCAUCCAGGACGUGCUGCGACACGUAGCGCCUCUGGAGGGUGCCGCUGCUGGACCUGGAAGUAGUGGCGGAGGCGGGGACUACGGCUACCCCGCGAUGGGGCCGCUCGCUGCAUCACCUGUUCUAGCGCAGCUCCCGGGGCUCUUCGGAAGGCAACUGAAUGCUGGGCCGUUCCCCGCCCAGCAACUGGCCGCAGGGGCGCCGCUGAUGCACGCGCUGGACGCGCUGGCGACGAUGCAGCUGCUGCGGCUGGGCGUGCAGGGCGCCGGCCUGGGCCCGGCGGUCCUGGGUUCGAGCCUCGCGCCAGCCGCCGCCCCACCACCAGACCCGCUCAUGGCUCUCCUCGUGGCCAUGGCGCAGCCCUUCCCACCCGUUGGAUGA
Molecule: messenger RNA, 765 nt
Organism: Schistocerca piceifrons (Central American locust)
Lineage: Eukaryota; Metazoa; Arthropoda; Insecta; Orthoptera; Acrididae
Product: DENN domain-containing protein 4B-like
Exons: 4
Coding region: 1-765 (254 amino acids)
Source: RefSeq, a predicted model, not a curated record